Saccoglossus kowalevskii is the source of this 3078-nucleotide messenger RNA. RefSeq names its product short transient receptor potential channel 7-like. Gene Ontology annotation, biological process: calcium ion transmembrane transport; regulation of cytosolic calcium ion concentration. Gene Ontology annotation, cellular component: cation channel complex; plasma membrane. Lineage: Eukaryota; Metazoa; Hemichordata; Enteropneusta; Harrimaniidae. The record is from RefSeq and is a predicted model, not a curated record. Gene Ontology annotation, molecular function: electron transfer activity; inositol 1,4,5 trisphosphate binding; store-operated calcium channel activity.
AUGACUGGCAACUCGACCCAAAAAUCAGCCGAGAAGCUGUUUCUCGCCGCUGCCGAGAAAGGGGACAAGAAAAUGCUAGUGGACGCGCUUGAACGUUUUCCGGAAUUGGACAUUAAUUGCGAAGAUUGUGAAGGACGUUCGGCGCUGGUGAUUUCAAUCAUGGCCGGCAAUACUGAUUCCAAACUUGAUAACUCCUCAGCACCAAGCUCGAAAGUUGCGUCAGGUGGAAAUGUUGUAGCUGUCCUACUAGAGCGUGGGAUCGACGUUGCCGAUUCACUGUUGCAAGCAGUUGACAUACAGAUCAUUGGUUCAGUGUCAAUAAUAUUGGACCAUUUGAAAGGCAAGCACUUACUGAGGGAAUGUCUCAACUGUCACUCGUUGAAUGGAGACUUGCAUCCAGAUAUUACGCCGAUCAUCUUAGCAGCCCACCAUAACAAUUAUGAUAUCAUUAAACUUCUCCUCGAUAACGGGGCAAAUAUCGAUGAUCCAGAAUUCUACACAUUUAAGACCGAACAGUUCACGCUGCAACACUCUCUUGGUUUGAUAAAUGUAUACAAAGCAUUGGCCAGUCAGGCCUACAUAGCGCUAACCAGUGCAGAUCCUAUCGACACUGCGUUUGAAUUGGGUCAAAAGUUACACCAGCUCAGUAAACGCGACUACGAGUUCAGAAACCAAUACCAAGAAUUAGCUGAUCAAUGCGAACAGUUUGCCUCGGAUCUACUCGGGAAAGUUCGGGAUUCCGAUGAGCAGGCGAUUGUUUUGAAUCACGAUCCAGAAGAGUGGUUGUUAGAUGGGUCAGAAAAUAAAUGCGACGAACCUUAUAAGGUGAAAAGAGCUAUUAAGUGUGAACAAAAGAAGUUUGUUGCGCAUCCUCACUGCCAGCAGCAUCUAAUAGAGGGAUGGUACAGAGGACUUCCUAAUUGGCGGCAACAGGGCAAAGUGAAAACAUUGUUCGUCAUAAUUGUCAUCUUUUUUUGCUUACCAGUAUUAUGUUUAUCGUACGUGAUAUCGCCAGAAAACAGGGCAUCCAAAUUACUACGUAUACCGUAUCUGCGAUUCGUGUGUCAUACGUCUUCCUCGGUCUGGUUUCUGGUGUUGCUAGGGUUACAGGCUGUGGAUUGGGAGGGAAUAGACGAUAACGUACACGGGACACCGGAUCAUGAUAAAUGGGCUUUCGUUGUGAAACAACAGCAGAGAGUUUCGACGCCUUCAUUCACCGAAAUUCUCAUAAUCUUCUGGAUUUUAGGGUUGACAUGGCAAGAAUGUCGUACGUUAUGGAAAAAAGGUGCUAAGUCGUUCAUGGAGAACUUUCAGUGGAAAGUGUUUGACUUCAUUACCUUAUCUUUAUACUGGGGAUGGAUAGCCCUGCGUGUCACAGUCACAAUUCAGGAAAUGAAUCGUGGAGCCGGCGGCUUAUCGAGCAUUGAUAAUAAUCUGGAUGGGUUUUACCACAAAAAUUUAAACUUCUCAUUUUUUGAACAGUACAGCGAAGGGUACUUUCAAGUACCGAUGUCGGAUUACGAUUCGUCAAGCUCACAGACAGAAGAAAUCGACUCCGUCAUUUCAUUGGACAGUUACAACGACUCAUUUACGGACAUGGAUGAUGAAGACGAAUUUGAAGGCAGCGCCACCAACGAUUUGAUCGAACUACGAAUACAAAUGGAACACAUGAACCACCAGCUUGGAAAAGUACUAACCGAGCAAAAGAAGUUAGAAUCAAACUUGACAGGAAUCCUAACCGAAAUGACAGAAAAAAUGGAAAAUAUCAACGAGAUGAUGGAAUCGUAUAGAGUGAUCUCUUCACAAAGAUCGACGGGUUACCCGUCCACCCAGUCCAGCCAGACAACUCGUUUCCGAGGAAUGAGCUCUGGUAUGUAUGGCUCACAAUCAAUGAACAACCUUGAGCCGUCAGCCAGAAAACGAUGGGAUGCUUUCGAUCCUGUUCUUAUAUCAGAAGGUCUGUUUGCAAUGGCAAAGGUCCUCACUUUCUUACGAGUAAUCCGUAUAACCGUCGUCAGCAUGCAUGUUGGCCCUAUGCAAAUAUCCCUAGGGAGGAUGAUGAUGGAUAUAGUAAAGUUUCUAAUGAUAUUUUCGUUGGUAUGGUUCGCUUUCUCUCUCGGUCUUAAUCAGCUUUAUUGGUACUAUUCGUUCGAGAUGAAACUAGACUGCAAAGUUCGCAACGAGACCCAAUGUUCUCAACCAUUUGGCACAAUACCAGAUGCAUUAAAUACACUUUUCUGGGCGUUGUUCGGAGUAUCUGAAUUGGUAAGUCUAGACAUAAAAGGUGCGGAUCACUGGUUCACUGAAAGUGUUGGCAGGAUACUGUUCGCUGCGUAUCACGUCAUCGGUAUGGUUGUACUUCUCAAUGUACUCAUCGCUAUGAUGAGUAAUACAUAUACGAAAGUGGAGGAAGACGCCGAUAUCCAAUGGAAGUAUGCUAGAUCACGUCUUUGGGUCAGUUUCUUUGGCGAAGGCCAAACAGUGCCCCCGCCUUUCAACGUGUUGCCAUCGCUGAAAUGUAUAAUUGAUCUCUUCAAGCGAAUACGACUAAGAAUGGCCGGGAAGAAAAUAAUUGACUUGAAAACUCGUAAACAAUCAAUGUUGGAUAUUAAGAGCAAGGAAUAUCAGGAGGUGGUUCAGCGCCUUGUUCGUAGGUACAUGUUCGACAGACGUCGGGUAGGCGACGAGGACGAGGCUUUCGACCCGGUGCUCAUGCAGGUCAAACAGGACAUAACAGGUUUUAAAUAUGACAUGUUUGAAACUUUAAGCAAUAUGGACGACAAAAUGCAAAUAAUGCAAACUAGAAUGAACGACCUUGAAACCAUAGUGACGUCUGUCAGAGACCAGUCCACGCCUGGUGCUGGACGUGGGUCCUCACCACCACCGACACCACGAACUCCAUCCCCGAUGCCACCUGACGAGUCGACAGAAGAAACAAUGAGUACAGUAGACGUGACUGAAGGACCGUGGGAAGAAAUGCCUAGUGCGCUACUACCGCUGUACGAGUGGGGUCAUAUAAGUUAUAUCGAUGAAGUGAGCUCCUUAGGCAGUCGUGGAAGCCGUACUUCAUUUCUGUAA